Messenger RNA from Perca flavescens (yellow perch), 4160 nucleotides. RefSeq names its product DENN/MADD domain containing 2C (gene dennd2c). Lineage: Eukaryota; Metazoa; Chordata; Actinopteri; Perciformes; Percidae. The record is from RefSeq and is a predicted model, not a curated record. The transcript is spliced from 19 exons. The coding region runs from base 539 to 3349 and encodes 936 amino acids.
GACUUGACGCAACUGUCCUGAGAAGGAGGGCCAGGAGUUCUGCUUUACUUUUCUCUAGUCUAUGCACACUUUCUUUGUUGUUAUGUAUAGUUAUUGUAUAGCGACCAAGUUUUAAUUCCUCAAUAGAAUCAAUUUUCUAACAUUAAGUUACUAAGUUUUAAGUAUUAAGUUACAAUUACUAACGCCUGGACUUAUUCAGUCUGCUAACGUCAACGUCUCCCCGGUUUGAACGAUGUGAGCGAGUGUAACUUUACUCGGAUUUUAUUUGUUUUUCAUUUUAUCGAAAGAAAAUGAAGAAAGCACAUACGUUUUGCUCAUUAUUUUAAACGACGAGGGGUUGUUUACAAAGAGCCAAGGGGAAAAUUACACUGUGCUACAAGAAGACUCCUAAAGACCUAAAGGAUCAGUUACAACCAUACAUCUUUUGGCGCUCCUGCUUUAGCGUAUAAUUUCUGGAUUAAUUGACAACAGAUUACAGGGCUUUGCCCGUCUGUCUUUGUAAAGAAAUCCCUGAUGCAUUCACUUGCCCCCUCUCAACAUGCUGGCUCUGAGGCAAGAGCAGGGCAGGCGAGGGGGUGGUGAAGUUGAUCACCUGCAGAAAGGGGCCACUGUGGCUUGGCAGGGCUGCCAGUCAGGAAGGCCCCCUUCUCACAAGAAGGGCAUUAACAUCAGGGAGAAGAUCUCCCAGUGGGAAGGUCGCCACCAGCAGGGCAGCAGCCAGGAUGCCGGGGUGAAAGCACAUCCUCCGACUGUAUCCCGAACUCUAUCUGGAGAUGUUCUGGGCAACGAAUGUUCCAACGAGGGAUCGAGAGGUGGACUUCACGCAAAACCCAGCCUCUCCAAAUCAAAUAGUUUGGGUUUAGAUUUUCGGGAAUCCCUAGCACAAGCUGGACAUGGUGUGGUUGGUAGGAAGUCAGAACCUCUGCAGAAAUGUUCCACUGAAUUUUUAACCACAACACCAGGAAAUAAACCACUCGCAGCACAAAUGUUUGCGUCUCCCAAAGUGGAGGCUAACACGGCUGACUCUACAGGUAAACAAAUCUUCACUGCUAAUGGCGUUCAAAAAACGGAUCGCAUCUUGGAUGUUGAAGUAGUUUCUAAACUUCUACCUCUAUCAACUCAUGACCAAGAAGACAACAUGCCUGCUGGAAACUUCUACACUUCACGGGGUUUCUGGCGUAAGCUUGAAGGGGACAGACUGCUCUGGGAGAAAGGCAGGGAGUCUUCAGGAGCUCAGCCUCCUCCCAAACCUCUGCGGACAUUCCAGUAUCGGGGAGCCAACAACAACAACACGGGGCACACAGUGUUGCGGGACAGCAGAUCCCCUCAUAACCACUCCAACGUGAGGACUAGCAGGGUAGCCCACCCACCUAGCUUCCCACCUCCCCCAUGUCCUGUAGCAAAGACUAAUGGGCUUUCAAGGCAUAAAAAGAACAGGAAGUCCUUUGAGUACGAGGAUGCGGCGCGUCUGACUACGAAGCAAGGCACUAUGGGAGGCGAGGAAACACAAUCGGGCCUUUACCAUGCCUACUCUGACGACAAUAUUUAUGAGGACAUCGUUUGUGAAGUGACCCGAGAUGACCCCUAUGAGGAUGUCAAGCUAUCUCCCAUGUGUCUCCCUAUUGCAAGGCCUCACGGCCCAAAGCUCCCUCCUAAACCCCAAACGUUGCAAGGCAAUGCUGGCAAAGUGGAAAGGAACAGGUUCCAAACAUUAGCAGCUUCCAUAUCACUUGCAGACCCUCCAAAACCAGCUACACCCCAGCGGGCAAGCACUCAAAAAAUACAGAAGACGCCUCAGUACGUCAACAAGAUUGAGACCAUCUUUGACGACAAGCGAGGGAGAAAGAGAGUAAGGAACCAGGGACUCUCAGUGCGAGAGGAGACCAGCGGGACAGAGAGUGACCCUGAGGACAACACCAAAGCAGGCUCCAGGAGAUCAGUUUACAUCCAGUCUACACUGAAACGUCGGCCAGGCUACCGCACCCUGGAGAGAGACCUGAUCCAGCUGCAGCAGCAGCAGCUUUUCCAGAUCUUUGUGGUGGUGUCGCUGAGAAAAGGCCCCCCAGGAAACACCUACUCCCCUGAAAUCACACAGCAGUUCCCCAAACUGUUUGAGAAGUCAUCCCGGUUAUCCAAAGAGGCUGAGGAUCAGCUGAAAGUUAUUCCCAAGUUCUGCUUCCCCGACUUGCAGGACUGGAAGCCCUCUUCACACAUGCCAAGUGAGACCUUCUCCUUUGUCCUGACCGGAGAGGACGGCAGCCGCUGGUUUUGUUACUGCCGUAAGAUCUUGCCCAUUGGAAAGGGGAAGAGGCUUCCUGAGGUGCACUGCAUUGUCAGCAAACUGGGCUGUUUCAACCUCUUUGCAAAGAUUUUGGAGGAGGUGGAGAAGCGCAGGGAGAUUUCCCCAGCCCUGGUGUAUCCUUUUAUGCGUAGCGUGAUGGAGGCCCCUUUUCCAGCCCCCGGACGCACAGUCACCAUCAAGAGCUUCCUUCCAGGCUCUGGGAAUGAGGUACUGACUUUGUGUCGACCAGUGGACUCCAGACUGGAGCACGUGGACUUUGACAGUCUGCUGCAGUGUCUCAGUGUUGGGAAUCUCUUGCAGGUGUUUGCCUCCCUCCUGCUUGAGAGGAGGGUCAUCUUCAUCGCUGACAAACUCAGUGUGUUGUCUCGGUGUAGCCAUGCAGUGCUGGCGCUGCUGUACCCCUUCACCUGGCAGCAUACCUUUGUGCCUGUGCUGCCAGCCAGCAUGUUGGACAUCAGCUGCUCACCUACCCCAUUCCUCAUUGGGGUGCUGGCCCCCUGCCUGCCAACGCUGCUGGAGCUGCCCAUCGAGGAGGUGCUCAUAGUGGAUCUGUGUGCAGACAAGUUUGUCAUUCAGCUGGGUGAUGAAGACUGCAUCCUGCCCAGUAAACUGCAGGCAGCACUGCAGCAGAUCCUGGAGGAGAGGGACGAUAUCCUGAGAGAGAAAGAUAGAGACAGUUGUGGAGGUCAGCAGGCUAACCUGAGCUCUCUGCUGUCUGAGGGUUUUGUGCGGUUCUUUGUGGAGCUGGUGGGCCACUAUCCUCUGCACAUGGUCGAGUCCUCCAAUGGAAGCAGGGAGCUUCAGCGCGACAGCUUCCGCAAAUCACACCCCUCCCGCGGAGUCCGCCAGUUCCUGCAGCUCUUCAUGGAUACUCAGAUGUUUGCCGGCUUCAUUCAGGACAAAGAGCUGUGCAAGGCAGGAGGAAGAGGUCUCUUUGAGGUCAGAGUGGCCGAGUAUCUGGAUUCGUACCCUGAGCCAGAGCCGAGUGGUGUGAACAAAUUUCUUAAAGGACUGGGAAACAAGAUGAAACUCCUACAAAUUAAAUGAAAACAGACCAACACCCUGGUUUUUAACCGAAAGACUUUGUAAUUACAAACAGACCACUUGUUGCUGCUGGACUUGCUGAGGAAAUGAAUGUGGAUGAGAGUCUUGUGUUGAGAUGUGAAUGGGACGAUGAAGAGUUUGGGUAUGAGAGGGCCAGGUUCAUCUUAUAGCCAUGUAUGCAUGUCUAAGAGCAGUGCACUUUUUAUUGGACAAAAACUGGAAAGGCUUUUUCUCUUCUAGCAUUGUUUUAUGAAACCUUGAAGACGAAGCACUGUGUCUUUGGAAAACUACAAAAAACAUUCCAGCUACUUAACCUCAGUUAUCAACGUGAACAUGUGUGGUUGUAACCAUUUUGUCUUUGACUGGAAAUGUGUGUACUUGCAAGACCUUUUCACACAGAUUCAGCUCUACUACACAAUGUGUGCAUUUUACAGUAAAUGCAACUUUAAUCUUGUUAAGUACUUGCAACUAAAAAUAGCCUGUAUGGUUCCAACCUGAUGCAUGUUUUUAUACAUUUUAAUGUAAAAUUUUAUUAUGCAUGUUGCAUUUUCCUCAGCACAACUGUACACAAACCUUUUUGUUUACGGUUUCUACUUGUUUGCAUUUCAGAUCGAGUAGAUGUUUAUUAACUCUGAUCAGAACAUUUCGAAGUGUUAAGACUCCAGGUUAAACCUCAUCAAUCGAUUUUUACAUUUUGAUAAAAUUACGUCUUUUUCUGUCCUUGACUUUCCUUGUAACUGGAGUUGUAAAUAUUUUUUAAAUUUUGCACAAUGUUGAGAACCCAUGUACAGCAUUUAGAAUAUUUUUGUAUUAA